AUGGUGGCAAGAAGAAGAUUAUUUUUAACACAAUAUGAUCGUAAUGAUCCUACAUUAAAGGAUCGCCUUCGGAAAAUAGAAAAGGAGAAUCGACAUUUGAGGAUCACAGUCUUGAGACUCAAAAGAAUGCAACGUGGUGCUUUCAGACAAACAUGGAGUCCCAAUAAUGACAAUGCUCCUGAUGUUAGUCAUGUUGGAAUUCAGAUUCCUAUAUCUAAUGAAUUAGAUACAAAUGAAUCAGAAGUGCGAGCUCCUAAUAUUGUAUCACCAACUUCAAGCAGAGCACAUCCACCUGGUAGUACAUUUACCACACGUUCUAGAAGGAGAAAAAUUUCAGACCGCUCAAACUUUGGUGGGAGAACAGUAACAUGCUCUAGAUGUCAAGCAAUGAUGUGGAUGGAGGAAAAAGUAAGAGAUAGUCCAUUGAGUCGACCAAAAUUUAGUCUAUGUUGUCAAAGUGGACAAGUGAUGUUGCCUUUAUUGCCAGAAACUCCUGAAUUUUUACAACAACAGUUUACUCAUGUGAGAUUCAGGGAACACAUAAGGACAUAUAACUCCCUAUUAUCCUUCACGUCCAUGGGUGGGAAAAUUGAUCAGUCAGUGUUAGAUGGAAGGGGUCCUUAUGUUUUUCGUAUUAGUGGAGCAAAUUUUCAUAAAAUUGGUUCUCUACUGCCGGAACCUGGAACAAGGCCUAAAUUUGCACAACUCUAUAUUUAUGACACUGAGCAUGAAAUUCGCAAUAGAAUGGACGCUAUGAAUAGGUGUGGUGGCACAUCGGGAAUUGAAACGUCCACAUUAGAAGGUUUACAGUCAAUGUUGAAUGUCAUCAAUCCAUAUGUAUCAAUUUUUCGCACUGCUCGAGACAUGAUUCGUGAAAAUGGUGCUCAGGAAUUGCAUAUGCGCAUUUUGAGUUCGAGGGAUGGAAGACAGUACACUAGACCCACUACAACUGAAAUUGCUGCAUUAAUUGUUGGUGAUGGGUCUGAAAGCACUACAAAUCGUGACAUAAUUGUUAGAAAAUUAGAUGGACAUUUACAAAGGAUUAAUGAAACACAUCCUUCAUACAUGCCACUUCAAUAUCCAUUACUUUUUCCCCAUGGGACUGAUGGAUGGAGAAGGUCUAUAAGUUUUACUCUGGGUACAAACAACAAACGAGAAGGAGUGUCAAUGAGAGAGUUUUAUGCAUUUAGACUUCAAUUUCGAGUUGGAGAAGGGAAAACGCUAUUGCAAGGGGGAUGUUUGUUCCAACAAUUUGUUGUUGAUUGUUAUGCAGCUAUUGAGCAAGAUAGACUAAACUUCAUUAGGCAUAAACAGAAUGUGUUGCGGACUGAUUUGUACAGAGGUUUAGAAGAUGCUGUGACUGCGGGUGACAGUGAUGCAUCAUCCAUUGGUAGGAGAUUUAUACUGCCAUCAUCUUUUACAGGCGGCCCACGAAAUAUGGUUCAGCAUUACCAAGAUGCGAUCGCAAUAUGUCGAAAGAUGGGAUUUCCUGACCUUUUUGUCAUAUUCACAUGUAACCCAAAUUGGUUAGAAAUUCAACAGGAGGUAGCGCGCAUUCUAAAUCGACGCACAGAGGAUAUACCGGAUAUACUUGCGAGAGUUUUUCGAAUUAAAUUGAAGCAGCUGAUGGCAUAUUUCAAGAAUCGAAAAUUCUUUGGCAAAAUAAUUGCAGAUAUUCACGUCAUCGAAUUUCAAAAGCGAGGAUUACCACAUUCGCACAUUAUCUUGACAUUAUCAGCAGAUGACAAGAUAAAAUCGCCAGAGGAAAUUGAUGAUAUAAUUUGUGCUGAAAUUCCUGAUAAGGAUGAAGAUCCAUUAGCGUUUCAAACAGUGAUGAGGUGCAUGAUACGUGGUCCCUGUGGCAGUGCUAAUCCUAAUGCCCCGUGUAUGGUGAAUGGAAAAUGUUCAAAACAUUAUCUGAAGAAUUUUUGCAGUGAAACGAGUAUUGAUGAAAAUGGAUUUGCUAUCUAUAGGCGAAGGGAUACAAAGAAAAAAUACAUGGUUAAUGGAUUUGAAAUUGACAACAGAUGGGUUAUUCCAUACAAUCGUGAUCUUAUUGUAUUGUAUGAUGCCCAUAUCAAUAUUGAGCGUUGUGCACACAGUAAAUUGAUCAAGUACUUAUAUAAGUACAUACAUAAAGGUCCUGAUCGUGCAACGGUUGUAAUUGAAGAUAAUGUUAAUCGACUUAACAUUGAUGGACAAAGUCGGUAUAGAGAGGCUGAUGAGGUAAAACAAUACUUAGAUUGUCAAUAUAUCUCCGUAAUUGAAUGUUGCUGGCGUAUAUUUGAGUUUGAAUUGCAAAAGCAAUACCCUUCAGUUGAACGGUUGCAGUACCAUCUACCUGGGGAACAAUCUAUUCUAUUGAGAGGGUAG
This is a messenger RNA of Camellia sinensis, 2373 nucleotides long. NCBI's taxonomy places the organism in Eukaryota, Viridiplantae, Streptophyta, Magnoliopsida, Ericales, Theaceae. The record is from RefSeq and is a predicted model, not a curated record.